AUGAUAACGCUAUUUUCGCUAUCAACACUACCAAACACGUUGGUAGUGGGAAUCCCAUUGCUCAGAGCGAUGUAUGGAGACAUUUCAGGCAACUUAAUGGUGCAAAUAGUUGUGUUUCAAAGUAUCAUAUGGUAUACAUUAAUUCUCUUCUUGUUCGAGUUUCGUGGCGCUAAGCUUCUUAUCUCCGAGCAGUUCCCAGAAACCGCUGGUUCCAUCACUUCUUUCCGAGUUGAUUCUGAUGUUAUCUCUCUCAGUAGCCGUGAACCCCUCGAGACCGAUGCGGAGAUAGGUGACGACGGAAAGCUCCACGUGGUGGUCAGGAGAUCAAGCGCCACAUCAAUGAUCUCAUCCUUCAAUAAGUCUCACGGCGGAGGAUUUAGCUCGUCAUCCAUGAUCACGCCGCGAGCCUCAAAUCUCACUGACGUCGAGAUUUACUCCGUUAGCUUUAACCAGACAGAGUUUUACGCUAUGUUUAAUGCAAGCAAAGCUCCGAGCCCACGUCACGGCUACAGCAAGAGUUACGGUGGCGUAGGAUCAGGUCCCCGCGGAGAUGUUUACUCGCUUCAGUCGUCUAUAAGAGUGACACCUAGAGCUUCGAGCUUUAAUGAGGAAGUUUUUAAGACGAAGAAUGGAGGGAGAAGUAAGUUUCCCUACCCACCACCGAACCCCAUGUUUAUCGGGUCAACGAGCGGAGCAAGUAGAGUCAAGAAAAAGGAAAGUGAUGGUGGAGGAGGACAGAACAAGGAGACGAACAUGUUUGUGUGGAGUUCGAGUGCUUCUUCGGUUUCGGAAGCCAACGCUAUAACCAGAGGUGCCUCCACCGAUUCAUUCAUUGACCUUAAAGCCUCUCUUCCACCUAAUGACAACCUCGCUUCCAAAGCGAUGAAGAGUCUGAUAGAGAACAAGACACACGGAAGAAAAGGGCAUGUGGAGAUGGACCAAGAGGUUAAGAAAGGCAGUGACGUAGAAGACGGUGGUCUCGGAGGUCCGACGAAACAGCAAAUGCCGCCGGCGAGCGUAAUGAUGAGACUAAUACUGAUAAUGGUUUGGAGAAAACUCAUUCGAAAUCCUAACACUUACUCUAGUCUCUUUGGCCUUGCUUGGUCCCUUGUCUCUUACAAGUGGAAUAUAAAGAUGCCAACAAUAAUGAGUGGAUCGAUUUCGAUACUAUCUGAUGCAGGUCUUGGCAUGGCUAUGUUCAGUCUUGGUCUAUUUAUGGCAUUGCAACCAAAAAUAAUUGCAUGUGGAAAAUCAGUAGCAGUCUUCGCGAUGGCCGUGCGGUUCUUGUCCGGACCAGCCGUAAUGGCAGCCACCUCGACUGCAAUUGGUCUUCGAGGCAAUCUCCUCCAUAUCGCCAUCGUUCAGGCUGCUCUUCCUCAAGGAAUCGUUCCUUUUGUUUUCGCCAAGGAAUAUAACGUCCAUCCUGAUAUCCUAAGCACUGCGUAA
Eruca vesicaria subsp. sativa (arugula) is the source of this 1446-nucleotide messenger RNA. The record is from the annotation of a GenBank genome assembly. Lineage: Eukaryota; Viridiplantae; Streptophyta; Magnoliopsida; Brassicales; Brassicaceae.